UCCUAUAUCACCUAUCAUUAUGCAUCAACUUACAGGAGAUAUAAAACUCGAAUCGUGUACUUUGCCGGAGGGAUGUUAUAUUAUGAUUCCAAUAUUUGCCAUUCAUCGUAAUCCUGCGUACUGGCAUAAGCCGUUGGAAUUUAUUCCUGAACGAUUUUCAGCCGAAAAUUCAUCAAGUCGUUUUCGUUAUAUAUAUAUUCCGUUUGGUACAGGCCUCAGGGAUUGCAUAGGUCAGAGAUAUGUACUUUUAUCCGUGGCGACGAUAGUUGUAAAUCUGAUCCGACGAUUUCGAUUUGUGAUGACUGGCAGCGUAGAUGACAUUAAAGUAACAGCCGAUUUCUUGUUUCGAGCUCGAGAUGUCAAAAUGUCUAUAUCUCGUGUGCGAGUUAUUAAUAACAGCGAUUUUUACAAUGAUUGAUAACAUUGUAAUUAAUUAAUAAUUAUGAAUUUUAAUAAUUAUAACAGAUUAUUAUUUUAAUUUUUGUGAGUCAAUCUCACAUAUGCGCACACGUACUAUAAAUAUACACUA
Wasmannia auropunctata (little fire ant) is the source of this 529-nucleotide messenger RNA. Its product is annotated as cytochrome P450 3A19-like. Gene Ontology annotation, molecular function: monooxygenase activity; oxidoreductase activity, acting on paired donors, with incorporation or reduction of molecular oxygen; heme binding. The record is from RefSeq and is a predicted model, not a curated record. The coding region runs from base 20 to 418 and encodes 132 amino acids. Lineage: Eukaryota; Metazoa; Arthropoda; Insecta; Hymenoptera; Formicidae. The transcript is spliced from 3 exons.